AUGAGCACAACGACUGAUCAACGGAGCUCAACUCAGCUCAGCGCUACUAGCCCUCGUUCCAGUACCGGAGGUGCCAUCGGUGAGGUGUGCUCAUGGAAUGUCAGGUGGCUGCUUCUCUCGACCGCCACGGAACUCACCUGCAGUGAGCGGGAUCGUGCAGCACUCGACACGUCAUCCCCCAUCUGUGUUAACAUCAACGGGUCAGCAAAGCCGAGAUUAAUUCCACCUGGUGAUUUACUGACGUGUGCUCCUGUAACUCGGGCGUCCCUGUCCCCUUCCGACACGAAGCUUUCCUCAAGCCGCCAACUGAUCGGUGGCGCCUGCUACGGAGAGGUUCAACCCCUGAACGUUGGCUACAAAACCAACAAAUAUUUAAACUUAGAGUCCCUCGCGAUAGAGGCAACCUACACUCAUGCGUUCCACACCUUCACGGAACGCUUCGAUACCAGGAACUAA
Messenger RNA from Mesocestoides corti, 456 nucleotides. Lineage: Eukaryota; Metazoa; Platyhelminthes; Cestoda; Cyclophyllidea; Mesocestoididae. The record is from the annotation of a GenBank genome assembly.